This is a messenger RNA of Passer domesticus (house sparrow), 7489 nucleotides long. RefSeq names its product KIAA0825 ortholog. The coding region runs from base 629 to 4597 and encodes 1322 amino acids. Lineage: Eukaryota; Metazoa; Chordata; Aves; Passeriformes; Passeridae. The transcript is spliced from 23 exons. The record is from RefSeq and is a predicted model, not a curated record.
CUGACUGCCCACAACACUUUGCUUUCACCUGGAGGUGCAAUCAAUUGCCCGAGGGCUGGAAACAUAGCCCCACUAUCUGCCUUGGUCUUAUCUGGACUGCAAUGGAAUAGUGUAUAGAUAUUGCUGAAUGAGAGAAAUGGCCAGUGCUCUACCUCUACAAUGACUUGUGGAUGGCAGCAAAUGCUCUCUGGGGAUGGCUAAACCAAUGGGAAAAGACUAGUUGGCAGCACAGAAGUAAAUCUGGGCUGCUGAAUUGUGGCAAGAUCUCACUGCCCAGGUAGAGGAGCUUGCUGUAAAAGUACAUCAUGUAGAUGCACAUGUGCCUAGGAGUGGGCUACUGGGAAACAUCACAACAAUGAACAGGUUAUUCAGAAGUGAGAUAUGUACUGCAUUUAAGCAAGCUGAAGCCUCUGUGGACAAUGGUCAAAAUAUAAAUGUGGAGUGAUUUGGCAGGUUAAUUACAUCACUCUCCCACAACCUGCCAAGGUAGGAGUGCUGACAGUGGUGUAAAGAGCCACUGGAUGGCUAGAGAUGUACCCUGUGCCUCACACCACUGCCUGGAACACCGGCUUGGGCCUCAAAAAGGAACCAAAGAAGUAUGACAUAGAAGUCUUACAGGAAUGCAUGCAUGAAAACUAGGCUGUCAUGUUUACAAGAUUCUAAAAUGGAAUGGGGAGGAGAGUAUUCUUUUGAUUCUUCCAAUUUAGACUGCUUGUUACAUGUUCUCCCUGGAGAAUUGGAAUUCCAACAAAUCCUUAGUGAUCUUGAUGAAAAAAUAAAGAAGAACUCCUACAGCAUAGAAAAGUGUCUUAAGGACCUGCAAUCGGACAUAAAUGAAAUAUGUACUGAUGAAGUACUACAAAGCACAACAGACUGCAUUCAGUGGCUAAAUAGCUACAAUUUUUGUUCUCUCAGACCUUCUUCUACAGACCAUGGAGAGCUGCUGGAGUUCCUUAAGACCCUGCAAAGCUUGUUGAAGAAUGAGAAGAAUCAAGAAGAAAUGGUACUUCACUUCCUUCUGGACCUCUCUAGUCAAUGUGGUGUCUCGUUUCCCUGUACUGCAAGUGGGACAUCAUUUGAGUUAACAUCUUCGCUUCAUACCAUUCAGGAUGAUUCAGCUGUGGAUGUGAAAUCUCUUUGGGACGAUGUGAGAUUGCAUCUUCGACAAUUUUUAGUAAAUAGACUGCAAAGUCAAGAAGAAACAAACACUAAUGCUUUGCCACAGCAAAUGGAGUUUAAAACUCAGUGUGUGCAGCAGCUUUUGUUUCUUUAUCCCAAAUCAGAAGUCUUAAUGAGGUAUCAAAAUAUGCAGAAUAAACUGGUUAGUGAUCUUCUACAAAACUGUAUUUUUUCUAGUUGUGGUGAAACAAAUUUUGAUAAGGUGGUUCAUGGUUACCAAAGUUCCAUACCCAGAUUGUGCACAAUGAUAAAAGAAGAUUUGUAUAUACUAAGUGGAACUAUUGGUCCAUCUUCGUCAUUAAAGUUUAUUAAUGAAACUUACCUGGAUACCAUCACUGAAGAAAUGACAGUUCUUCUUGAAAGACUUUGUGAGCUGCAGUUCAAAGAAAAUGCUCUACACAUUGUUAAAGCAAACAAGAUUUCAAAGAAGCAUAGAGGAAGAGUUCACGCUGUGGCCUCCCAGGAAUACCACAGGAAAGGACGGAACUUCUGCUUAACCUUAUAUCAACUCAAAUGUCUUUCUCAACUUAUCAAACUCUUCUUAUUCAUGGAGGAAAAAAUUGAAGAGCUCUCCACAGAAAUUCUGCUGCUGCCUUCAUUUACAGAAAGGAAUAAGAAUGUUCAAGGAGUUCUGAAGAGAGCUAGUGGGGAGCUUUUAAUAGGAGAAACUAGAGCAAAUGAAACCAGCGUGCUUCCUGAACAGUUACUUCAGGUAGAAGAGAGAAGUGAAGUACAGUGUGCCGUGUUGAAACCAGCUUCUCUUAAGGGUUUCCCAUUGAGAUUCAUGCCUAUUUUACUGAGUUUUGGCUGGAGAAAUGCAUUUAAAGACCUGUCUUCUUCUGUGGCUCACUGUAUAACAAUAGCAAUUGAGGAUUUUUCAUCUAAAAUUCUUCAACAUGAGCAGAAAGAAGAGUUUUCAGCUGCAGGCUGUGCAAUGAAUCUUGUAAACAACCAGCAAAUGAGGGAGUCCUGCAGAGCAGUCCAACAAGAAGAGCAACCAAAACGAAUUGCUAAGUUUUGUUCUGACAUCAUGGAAGAACUCGACACAUUGCUUCCAUUGGCUCUGGCCUGCAGAGAUGAUUCUCUUCAGGAAAUUAGAGCAAACUUUGUAGAGGCCUGCAGCAAAGUGGCAACGGCUGUUCUGGCAAGACUAGAGGAGAAAAGCAAAGAUGUUCCCUUGAAGGCUCCCCUGCAAGACUUGUAUGCUGCCCUUUCCACGGCGAUAUAUGUCUUUCAGCAUUUUACAAUGUAUAGCAAUUUAAUGAGAGAAACAAGCAAAAAACCCCUGUUCCUCGUGCCUAUCCAAAAAUGUCAGGAAUUCAUCAACAUUCUCCAGUUUCAAGUUACGAACUACUGCAUCAGAGUAUGUGCAACAAGCAUUUUACAGGAUGCUGAGAGCCACUGCUGGGAUGACUACAAAGCUUUUUACGAGGGGGAAAGAUGCUCGUUCUCUGUCCAGAUGUGGCAUUACUUCUGCUGUGCUCUUCAUCAUGAUCUAUGGACUAUUCUACCUCCAAAGACAGCCCAGGAGAUUCUUACAGAUGUACUGGAGCGAUCUUUGGAUAUUCUGUCCUCCAGAUAUUGUCAGGUGUGUCCCAGUUACAAAAGAACACCACAAAUCAGAAUUGAUAUUGCAGCAAUUUUGAUGUCCGCUGAAGAUAUGCUCUGGUCAAUUUGUAGUUCUGUGCAGGAGUUUCUGAAUCCACACAAAGACAGAGAUCUCAAGAUCUAUAAAAUACAUGGCCACUGCAAUAGUCUGAUCUCUGUGCUAGCUAUUUUAACUUCACCAUUGAAGAAUUUGUAUGAGACAUUUCUGGAUAAUUCUGAUGAACAUCUUCCUCAAGAUUUUUCAGAAGUCUCUUAUCAGCCAUUGCACUGGUUAUUUUGCAUACCGUCAUCCUGUUUUUUCUUUAUGAAGACUCCAUCAACCAGAGAAAUGGCAGCCCAAGGUCUGCUGAAGCUGCUCUUAUCCCAGCCAUACUGUAAUUUGAACUUGCUUUUGGAAACAUUGCUACACCAUGAUUGUCUCUUAGUGAAAAUUUUGCUGAGAAGCUCAAGUAAUCAAGCAUUAAAUUGUGAAGAACAAAGUUCUCUCUUGGAACAGGAAAAUAACAAGGAACCUUCUCUGAUUGAAACAAUCUUCGCAGUAUUGUCUUACUGCAGUUUAUCACCCAAAUCUCUUGGCAUUGCUUUUGAGUCCUACAUGGAAAAAGAGCUGCUGUGGAACUGCUUAUACAAUAUGACAGUUUCCAGUUGCGGUGAGUCGGAGCCAGAAGUUAUCAGAUGCUUGAAGUUGACUUUGAUUAAUUCAGUGAAGGGUAUAGUGAAACAAAUAAUUUCUUUGAUGCAUUCAUGGGAAGCAACAGAAAACUAUGGAACAUACCAGCACAAGCAAAUAGUUCCUGAAGGUUUACUGAAAACUCUUCCAAAGGAAUGGAAUUACACUCCUCGGGAAAUGAAGAGAAAAGAAUCUGGGAAAUGCUUCACAAGGCUUGCAGCUCAAGCAGUAUCUAUUGUAAUCAGCAAGUUACCUACAGUGAUUGCAUGUUUGCCUCCCCCAGUUAAAUACUUCUUUUUUCUGGCUGAGAGAAAAAUGUCAAGAAACUUUGCUGAAUUGAAGAAAGCUGGUCUGCUUGUCUGGAACUUGAUUGUAAUUAUAUGUCGAAUAUUUGAGGAUGGAAAUACUGCAGAAUUUUUAACAGGUGCAACACUUGACAGAUGGAGCAAAGAAAAACUCAGUUUAGUUCGUGUGUGCUUAGAAAGUAUUGUGGGAAAACAGAAAAGUGGUCCUAAGCAAGUGACCCAGAAGAUUAUACAAAGCAUUGAGCAGCAAAGACCAAACUGGAUUGAAAGCCAGUUGCUGAAGGCAAGAAAAUUGAGCAUAGACUGUGCCUCAGUCACAGUUAGAAGUGGAACAUUAGCGGAAGGAGGUAUUGCACUUGGAUUCUCUGAGCAUAAUAUAAACAUGAUGGUCCUGGAUAUCUGCCACAAACCAGGUGGUAGUGAGUACCUGAGGCAAAUUUAUCACAUCAUCCGGCUCAAUGAGGAAUAUUUGAAAGAGCAGCUGUCUUGUGAGAAUUCUUCUGAAGAUGGUGUUACCUCGAGCCAAUGUCUGCCCUUGACGCUGAAGGGGAGAGAAGAGCAGCCUGUCUUCAACCCUUUCCAGGUGUACAGACAAUCUUAUGCAAAACUAUUCAAUCAGUCAGCCAUUACUGAAUGGAACUGGGAUUGGUCAAGCUUGCUGCCAGGUUACUUGGGACUGAAUCAGAUGGCUUUCAGGGUGCUGCUAACACACAGGUGGGAGAUGAAAGAAGAUGCAGAUCUUGAAGAUGAGGAGAACAUUAUGGUGGAACACUUAAAAAACGUUUAUUUGACACAAAGGACUUUUUCAGAGGAUAAAGAAGAACAAUUACCUUGACAGAUUUCAGGUAGCACCCUUCUUCUGGAUUCAACAAGAUUAACUUAAUAUCAUAUCUCACAGUACUAGAAAGCUCAGAAAUAUGUAUCUUGAGUAGGACUUCAACCUAAAGAGUGUUCCCUUGUUAUUGUGUGGUCACUCUAUCCAGGAAGCAAUGUUCACACAUGCAUAAGGUGGAACAGUACAGGAAAAUGUCAAGGAGGUUAUAUCUCAGUACUGCAGAGGCAUAAACCUGAAUGACAAACUGAGAAUUGUUUCAAAAAUAUAAGACUCACUCUGAACAUGCAAUUUUAGACAUAGGCUAAGCAAAUGUUUCUGGUUUCCAUCCACCACUUUGGAGUUGGAGUCAGCCGGCACCCAGUUUGUGUCACUCAAGGACCUUUUCCCUCCUUUGGUGCUUGUUUAUUAAAUUAGCCAAAAUACAUGAAAAGGGAAAGGUAUAGACCAUGUAGCUACAGUCCUUUUUGAGUUGCUCCAGGAUGAGUAUGCUCGGCCAUUAUUCCAAAUCAAAAAUGCAUCAGCAUUACUGCCUUCACAAAUCCUUACUUAACUGCCAGUGUAUUUUAUGGCUUAAAAAAUAUACAGAGAAAUUUUAGAAGUUUUGAGAAGCAUUUUUUUUUAUUUAAAAUAAUUAUUUGCAGGCAGUGCUCACAGGAUUAUCUUAAAAGUGAAUUGAGAAAAUAAUAAAUAAUUUAUUUUUAAAAAUAAAUAUAGUAAAAUUUCAUAUUCAAAGUAAUCCUGUUUUGAUAUUUAAAAAUUAUGAAUAUUAUAUAUUUUUCUGAAAAAAUAAUAUUUAAUAUUAUUAAAUAUUUUUCUUACACACUGAUUAAAACUAUCAACAUUUUUUUAUAUGGAAGGUCUGAUUAGUAUCUCUUUAGCUCUACAGAAAUAAUACAUAAUUUUUCUGUAAGUUUCUUUCUUUAGAAGUCCAACGGAACUACUUUUUCUGCCUGAUGAAGGACUCUGGCAGGAUCUUGCUAAGGGUGCAAUCUGAGCAGAGUUGUGUUCCCACCACAUCUUCACACAGAUGCUAUUAUGGAUAUAACUUAGACCACUUCAGUAGGAUGAAGGCAUGCUUUUUGCCCCUGAAGGUUUCAGCAGCUGAUUUAGGGUCUUAUCUGAAAUGCAGUUUUUUCUCCUCUUAAUUGUUCUUUUUUCUUUUCAUAUAAAGCAUCAGACCAUUUAAAAUCAAAAUGUGGAAAAUUGCAUCUUACAAAUCUCCAAAGAUCCUGUUACAACACUGCAAUACAAAAGGGCUGUGAGGCACUGUAGCUUAGAAAAUGCUAAAAACAUUAUUUAAAAAAUAAAGCAGAUCUUUUCCUCUGCUGCCAGUGUAGUAAUUUCACAUUAUAAAGGAAGUGAUGGAGUGUGAAAACCAUUUAUCGUUGCUUGGUAUUUCACCUUUAAAGAUUACUGGUGGACUUCAGGUUUAAAACAUGUCUACAGGGAUCUUCCAUGACAGCAGGUUUGGUAUUUUGACAAAUGAGGCACACAUAUUCCAAGCCAUACAAAUAAUGUGUUAGUGCACAUGGAAACUGGAGUUCAGAAUAUUCUCUCCUAUUUUAUCAAAAUCUAUCAUACAUAAUUUACUUUUUGUAUAGUCAUAUAAAGUGCCUAUGUGGUGAAACUGAUUGAAAUACUUAUUGUGAAAAUGCUCCCCUUCUGGGAAAUACCUACUCUGAAGAGGAUAAACUUUGCAAGUGAAUAAGCUAAUUGAGAAUAAAACCCAUCACUUACACUUAAGUGGGAAUACCCAUACAGUCAUUCCCCUGGUCCUGUUGACCACACAAUUUCGGAUAAAGGCCAAGAUACCAUUGGCCUUCUUGGCUACUUGGGCAGACUCUGGCUCGUGGUCAGCUAGUUGUUGACUAGCAACUUUUAUUCUGUGUCACUUUCCAGUUACUCUGCCCCACACCUAUGGCAUUGAUUUGAGUUGUUGUGAUGCAAGUGCAAGUGUUGAUCCUCAUUCCACUGGCCUCAGCCCACUGAUCCAGCUUCUCCAGAUCCAUUGUAAAGCCUUCCAACUCUCCAACAGGUCAACACUCCUGCUCAAUUUGGUAUCAUCUGUAAACUGACUGAGGAUGCCCUCUAGUCCCUGGACCAAAUAAGUGAUAAAGAUAUUAAGUAGUAUUGUUUCCAAUACUGAGCCUUGGGGAAUGCCACUUAUGACUGACCAAUGACUAACAUGCAUAAGAACAUAACAGCAUAAAAGCUGAACCUUUGCACAGUAUUUUACUGAAUGCUUUUCCUAUCCAAACCUGUAUGUGCAUGUUUUAUGGCACCUGAGUGCAAGCAAAUAUGUAUUUUAAAUUGUACUUGACACACAAUUCUUACUGAGAAAUAUCAGGGCCGAGAAAUAUCAUACCAAGAAAUACAAGAUUAUUCCUCUUUGGUCCUGCUGGCAAUGUAACCAUUCCAAAUAACUUUUAGGGUAUAAAAGGGACAUCAUCUUGGCAAUAUUACUUAAUGCUGAAUACACACUUCUACAACCUUCAUAUUUAUUCAAUAAAAUUACAGUAAUAAUAAGAAUUGUACAACUAAGCUUGCUAAGUAACAUGCCAUUAGUUUAUCAACACUUUGCUUUAAACUUAAACACUUACUUGAAAAUUGAAAGAGCUGACCAUUUUUCCAUUGUGUAGAUGUUUUCCACAGAUGCUUGUGUGUAAAAUUAGGAAUACUUUUAUAACUGUAAGACUGCUGCUUUCUUUUGCUUUUCUUCAUAAAACAAUAGUUCUAUAUUCUUAAAAAAAUUCUGCUGAUUGUAAUUUUGAUUUAAGAUUAAAUUAAUUUUUAAGAAUGAUGCAAUGUCUUGGUUCUUUGACACUACUUAUUGAUCCAGGAAUGCCUCACAUGUAUGUUUAGCCUAAAUAAAUAAAAGCAACAUAAAUCAGA